Fulvia fulva is the source of this 1236-nucleotide messenger RNA. Its product is annotated as Lipoyl synthase, mitochondrial. The transcript has a single exon. Gene Ontology annotation, biological process: lipoate biosynthetic process. The record is from RefSeq and is a predicted model, not a curated record. Bases 1 to 1236 code for a protein of 411 amino acids. NCBI's taxonomy places the organism in Eukaryota, Fungi, Ascomycota, Dothideomycetes, Mycosphaerellales, Mycosphaerellaceae. Gene Ontology annotation, cellular component: mitochondrion. Gene Ontology annotation, molecular function: lipoate synthase activity; 4 iron, 4 sulfur cluster binding.
AUGGCUUCCCUCCGAACACCCUCCCGUCGCCUCAUAGCAAACGCCUUCCACGAAGUCCGGACGAUACCACAGAAACGAUCCUUCGCCACUACCAUUGACAAUACACCACCACCCGCAAUGACAGCCACAGCACCGCGACAAGCGACGGCCUUUUCCGACAAGCUCAACAGUGGCCCUUCCUUCAACGACUUCGUCUCCGGCAAGAAAGAUGAGCCAAUGUCGAAGGAGGAACUCUACGAGAUCCGGGAAGUUGAGAUAGCAGGUCCCUCUGGCACUAGGCGAAAGCACACACGUCUACCAUCAUGGCUGAAGACACCCAUACCGAGUAACGAAAACUACAAGAAGAUCAAGAACGAUCUUCGUGAUCUAAACCUGCACACGGUCUGCGAAGAAGCCCGAUGUCCGAACAUCUCAGACUGCUGGGGCGGCAGCAACAAGAGCGCGGCAACAGCGACGAUUAUGCUCAUGGGCGACACAUGUACCCGUGGGUGUCGCUUCUGCUCAGUCAAAACAUCGAACAAGCCGCCCCCAUUAGAUCCCCACGAACCCGAGAACACCGCCGAGGCAUUGAAGAGAUGGGGUCUGGGCUAUGUUGUCCUGACAUCGGUGGACCGCGACGACCUAGCAGAUGGUGGCGCCCGUCACUUCGCCGAGACCAUCAUGAAGAUCAAGCAAAAAGCCAGCCACAUUCUGGUCGAAGCAUUAACGGGAGACUACGCAGGAGAUCUCGAGAUGGUAAAGCUAGUCGCGAAGUCCGGCCUGGACGUCUAUGCCCACAACGUCGAAACAACCGAAGAACUCACACCCCAAGUCCGCGACCGCCGCGCCAAGUUCCGCCAAUCCCUUGCUGUCCUGAAGGCCGCAAAGGAAGCCAACCCGAACCUCAUCACGAAAACUUCCAUCAUGCUUGGUCUGGGCGAGACGGAAGAUCAGCUGUGGAGGACGCUGAAGGAGCUGAGGGCGGUGGAUGUGGAUGUGGUGACGUUUGGGCAGUACAUGAGGCCGACGAAACGGCAUAUGAAGGUCGAGGAGUAUGUGACGCCAGAUACGUUUGAGAUGUGGAGGCAACGGGCGUUGGAUUUGGGGUUCUUGUACUGUGCGAGUGGGCCAUUGGUGAGGAGUUCUUAUAAGGCUGGCGAGGCGUUCAUUGAGAAUGUGUUGAAGAAGAGGGCGAGGCAUAAUACGCUACUCAGUGCGGAGAGCGUGGGGAAGUUUGAAGAUAUGCAGAGCGCAUAG